This is a messenger RNA of Emys orbicularis (European pond turtle), 927 nucleotides long. Its product is annotated as olfactory receptor 8U9-like. The transcript has a single exon. Gene Ontology annotation, molecular function: G protein-coupled receptor activity; olfactory receptor activity; odorant binding. Lineage: Eukaryota; Metazoa; Chordata; Testudines; Emydidae. Gene Ontology annotation, cellular component: membrane. Gene Ontology annotation, biological process: sensory perception of smell; G protein-coupled receptor signaling pathway. The record is from RefSeq and is a predicted model, not a curated record.
AUGGAAAAGGGAAAUCGCUCGACAGUGGCUGAGUUCAUUCUCUCAGGACUGACAGAUCGUCCGGAGCUGCAGGUCCCUCUCUUUGUGCUGUUCCUAGUGAUCUAUUAUAUGACCAUAGUGGGGAAUCUGGGGAUGAUCUUGUUAAUUAGGAUUGAUACCCGACUCCACACCGCAAUGUACUUUUUCCUGAGUAACUUGUCUUUCCGUGAUUUCUGCUAUUCCUCGACAAUCUCCCCUAAGAUGCUGCUGAACUUCUUAGCCAAAACUAAAACGAUUUCAUACAAUGCUUGUGCUUUACAAAUGUAUUUCUGUGGCUCUUUUGCAGAUGUUGAGUGCCUUCUGCUGGCUGUGAUGGCAUAUGACCGUUAUGUGGCCAUCUGUAACCCGCUGCUCUAUAGGGUCAUCAUGUCUAGGAGGCUCUGUAACCAGCUGGUGGCUGGGGUGUAUGUUACUAGCUUGGUGGAUUCAAUGAUACACACAUGUUUUACAUUUCGGCUGUCAUUCUGCAGCUCCAAUAUCAUCAAUCAUUUCUUUUGUGAUAUCCCCCCUCUGCUGGCACUCUCCUGCUCUGACACACACAUCAAUGAGAUUUUGUUAUUCACCUUAAGCGGCUGCAUUUUAGUGAGCAGCGUUGUGACCGUCCUUCUCUCCUACAUCUAUAUCAUCACCACCAUCCUGCAAACCCACUCUGCCGAGGGCAGGCGCAAAACCUUCUCCACCUGUACCUCCCACCUGACAGCCGUGGCCAUGUUCCAUGGGACCGUUCUCUUCAUGUAUUUAUGACCUGCCUCCAGCUAUGACAUGGAAACAGACAAAAUGACCUCAGUGUUUUACACCCUGGUGAUCCCCAUGCUGAACCCCCUGAUCUACAGCCUGAGGAACAAGGAGGUGAAGGGCACCCUGAGGAAAGCAAUGAAUAAAUUGUAA